Messenger RNA from Dermacentor albipictus, 6032 nucleotides. Its product is annotated as isatin hydrolase-like. The record is from RefSeq and is a predicted model, not a curated record. Lineage: Eukaryota; Metazoa; Arthropoda; Arachnida; Ixodida; Ixodidae. Gene Ontology annotation, molecular function: arylformamidase activity.
CUGGCUUCAGACAUUACUUUUAAAGCCACGCAGUAUACCGGAACUGGACUUGCCGAGAAAGUCGCCUUCGACAGGGAUAGACCAGAUAAGGUUGAGGGCAUAAAACAAGAAACCACCGAUAAUCGAAGAAGCGCCGCAGCCGAGAUAACUGACCAAGCACCUCCCGGUACGUUGCCGGAAACUCCUUGACAUCGUAGUCGGCGUCCUCGUGAUCCCCAGCUCCGUCGCCGCGAUUUGUGUUGUAUUGGUAACAACAGCGGCCGCGCCAGACGGGGUGGCAGCCGCCGUCGCCGUCACUCCUCCGCUGGGGUCCCGCACAACAACGGCAGCGGCUGCCCUCUGGGUGACCGCGUCGCGGCGGAUGACCAGCGCUGCCCUGCGUACCGUCGUCCUCGCCGGCGUGAUGGGAGCGCUCACCCUGGGCCAACAGCCCUGUGCUCCACCGUCCACGUCAUGGGCAGGGCGCAGAGUCGUGGACUUGUCCUUCAGCUACAACGACCGCACCAUCUACUGGGACGAAGACGGGCGCUUUCGCAUCAACGCCACCGUGCAGUCGAACGAUGUCGAGGACUGGGUCUUGAUUGACGAAAUUUCGACGCCCACACACGGGGGUACCCACAUGGACGCACCGCGGCACUACAGCAAGCUCGGCUGGUCCGCUUCCGAAAUACCGCUGGACCGGCUCCUCAUGGUGCCCAUCGCGCUCAUCGACGUUCAGCAGGAAGCGGCACGCAACGCCAGCUACCUCAUGCCCAUCGCCGAGGUCCUUCGAUGGGAGGCGCAGAACGGCCCACUGCCCAACAACUGCCUGCUUCUCAUCCGCUCCGGAUGGUCCAAAUACUACCACAACCGGAACGCUUUCUACGGCCUGGACCAAUACGGCCUGCGCCAUUUCCCGGCCAUCGAGCCGGCAGCCGUCGAGUUCCUCACCCGGCAGCGCAACCUGGCGGGCGUCGGCAUCGAGACGGCUUCGGUGGACUUCUACGGCGUGACGCGGUCUCACCACUUGCUGCUGGCCGCCAACGUGUACAUCCUCGAGAACCUGGCCGACUUGAGCCUCGUGCCCCCGGUCGGCGCCCACGCCAUUGUCAUGCCCAUGAAGAUCGACGGCGCCGGUGGCGCCCCCACGCGCGUCGUUGCGCUGCUGCCUUGAGUGACGGGAGAACGUUUCCUUUCCACAACGUGUUUCGGGUGGGGCAUCUGAAAGAUUCCUACGGCAAAGCGUAGACCGAACGACUUACGCUCGUUGUUCAAGUGGUGGCAGUCUGUUUAAAAUACCUGAGGUUCUGAAAAUGCGUGUAUAUUCGUAUCACUGAGGUAUCCUUCUACUUUGCUGGAAAUAACCUCUUAAACUACCUUAGCUCAUUCUAGCCAGGAACUUUGAAACCAUACUUAGUGUGCGUUCCCAAAUAUGGGCUCAGAUAACUACGUUCCCCAAGCGACCAUCCUAAUUUCUGUCCCAGACCUGAUGUAGACGGCAAAGAAGUGUUUCGAGGAGACCACAUCGAAAUCUACAACGACGCAGGAUAAUGUACUGUCUAACGACACAGACAAGUGCUACUAUGUAGAACAGGAGAGGGGAAGUAGAGUAAAGGGAGCGCGGUUAACAAGUCUUACCAUUGUCUUGAAGGCCUGUAUGCGUGGCCGGUGUGUGAAACCAUAAGCACGAGAGCUGUUUAGGCUAAGGAGUAAGGCGCAUGCUUAAGGAAGACAGGUGUGGGAGUGGUGAAAAUGCACAAGACUUUGUUAUGGUCUCUGCAAUGACGCAGAAUACAUAACGCCAUGGCUUGAAAUAAGAACUCAGCAAAAUAAAUUAACUUUCCUAGUUUCAAUGGGUUUUCCGAAAAAGAGAUCACUGGCCCUAACUUUACAGUUUGCUUUUUUUUUUGGACUCAGGAAUUCGAUUCCAAGUGCGAACGAUCUCUAGGUGUGUUCGUGUUCCAAUAUGCCUGCUAGUGCACUUACGAAGCCGUCUUAUUACAUGCCAUGUUAAACAACUUUGUUUGCUGGAACGAUUUGGAGCACGCUUUUAGUGUGCUACAUAGUCGUUACCAGGAAUCAGUAGUACGGCCAUGUAAAAAAAAAAAAAGCAGUUAGAACUCUUCGGCAUAACACUGGCUACGGGCUGCAGGGUUCAAAUUGACGUAGCCACGUAAGUGCAGUGCUUUAAUCAUUUAGUUAACUGAUUAGCGCUGAGAGCUGAAAUGCAUCUUCAUGACCUCCACGGUGACAAAUGUGCUCACUAGGGUUGACGAUUGAGUGAGUUGGUAUUGCAUUCUAAAGCUGGCACAGCGCAACAUAGAAAAGUAGAAGCAAUCCGAGCCACCCGGAUGAAAGAACAGAGAGCUGUGUACUUUCAUCGGGCCGGCUCUACUUGUUGCUUCCUUUCUAUGUUGCGUAGUACCAGUUUUAGAGUGAUAAAGGUGAAACUUAUACGACUGUGCUGCUGUCUUGAAUACCUUAGCUUCAAGAAUUUUCGGAAGCAUCUUACGAAACAAAUUACAAAAAACACAUGUUACCCCUCGAAUGGCUAAGUCUGCAUGAAAUUAUUUUGCGACGCAUCUGAGGAACUAUCGCCAUGACACAAAGAAACCACUGAAAUCGGUGGCGUGCUCAAGAGCUUAUAGUUACCAUUAAGUUGUGCAAUUCUAAUGUAACUACGUUGCAUUAACCACCCUUGAAUUACUCUACUGCAGCCUGCUUGACUUUAUUUAUGAUGUUUGUACCGCGUAUUCGUGCCGUGAGUCAGUUGCCUAAGCUUCUUAGCGUGCACAUGGCUGCAAGUAAGUUUUGCUUUGUUUGUAUGUCGUGUUUUGCUUUGUACGGCGUCUGCCUCACCCUAAGAGGAGAAUAGCAGAAGUGAAGACUUAAUUCACCAUAAAUACGCUGCUUUAGCAAAAGAAGACUAUAACAGCACAGAGACGAUAGAGAAAACAUGGAAAAAUGUGUCAUUAUAACCUAAAUUUGGAAACUGAAACGAGUGAGCAUUUUUCUGUAAGCAAAUGAUGUAUGGCAAGCCGUCCCAAGUCAGAACUGAAGUUCGAAAAUGCGAUCAUAUGGUCAUCGCCAUCUGCAAAGCUUAAAUAUUUACGAAAAUAAUUCAGAAACAGAAAGCGAGUCACUUGCGAAAGCAUAACGACAGUCAUGGGAAACAUAAUUUGAUAAAAUACAUAGAGUUGGCGGAUUCCUCAAUGCCUUUUUAAGUACUCAGGUACUCAGGACAAGCGAUAGAACGCGAAAAUAGCGAUAGCGGGACUGUUCGCUUGUGGUAAUGGGACGUAAGCUAAACGGGAAAAAUACAGCAACGGCACGCGCGAGGCAAAUGAGGCGCAGACAGUUGAAAUGGAGGACAGCUGGACGAGCCGCAUGCGCGGAUAUUUUGGUGCUGCAAGAGUGGAAAUUACAGUUAUUUCUACGCAACCAAAGAAAAAGAAAGGAAAUAUUUGCUAGGACUGCGCAGUUACGGAGACUACGAUUCCUUGAAACACGGCUCGCAUAGCUUCCCAACUAUAGUGCACGCGAUAAUCAUGGAGCUAAAGUUGCCUAGAAGGAAAGAUCCCUUACAUUUCACCAUGCUAGCAGCCUCGCCUAUGUCUAUAAAAGGCGCACUCCACGCUGUUUCACCAUCAAUUCUGGAGACGUCACAAGCACGGCCAAACGAGCCGUUGCUUCAGUGAUAUAUUGCUGGCCUCCACUGCGACAAACCGAACACAGUCUUUCCUUCCUUGUAUACUUGUCCUUGUCUCUGUCCAAUGUCAAGUCUGCGCGAGUAUGCUAAGCCCUGGAGUGCAAGCAUAUAAAAGCGAGGGCUCACCAGAGCAGCAGAAAUAUGGGCUUAUGCCCGUCGGUAGCAUGCCGCAUAAUACUAACGGUUAAACGAAGGUCAUCGUUUUUAAACGCAGCUAAUGUGCUCAGUUCGGAACUGUAACUCUCUGCGGCGGAAUUUAUAAACACGAACGUGCGCAGUGCGUGACUUCGCAAGUUCGAAACGCUGCAGACUACGUGUGCGUGGUUCUGUAUGAACAAUGGUAAACAUCUGCGUGUUCAUCUUUACCGGAAGUAGAUUAAAUGACCUGUCAGUCAUGUGUUGUAAACUGGAGGACAGCAGCAGUAGACCAGAAUGCCACAAUCACUUAUAGGUGAUCGUGAGGUAGGAUGCGGACGUUGGCAGAUCAUAUCGCCAAAUGAUUGGACCUCGUAAUGCCACCACGCACUAGCCACUCCAGCGUAUAGCGUGCAAAUCUGUGAGUUUCUGUGUGACUGAUCCGGUAAGUACUUAUGCCGAAUGACCUAUAUGACAGACAGAACAAAGAUGCGACAUUGCUACGCGAAUGUGCGCGCUAACGAACUAUAGUGGAACACACAAUUUGUUUCAGAGGGAUAGAAAGGGCUGCAUUCGCAUGCGUUUAGAUUUAUUCAAUGCCGAAUGUAUAAUAAUGUAUAGGAUUCUUUUCGAUUCAUUCUAUUAAUUUUUUGGUAUCGUUAAUUAGGUGGAAUGGCGUUAAGACCACUGAGAUAGCACAAACAAAAGUUAGAAUAUGAUCGUUAAAUUAUCGCGGCCCAGGCUUAAGAAGUGGCAUGUUCAUUCAAAAAAUAAAUCGACAGAUAUAUACAUACGGAGAAUUUCUUAGCCUUCCCCUGGGCAAGAAAAAGGCGGACGUAUAGAAUUUCGUGCUUUAUAAAGGGUGAUGACCGUGGUUGUUGAUUUGCAAUAGACGGAUUAACCCUCACACUCAAUGUAGGAAUUAGGUCACAUGCAGCGUUUCUCUCACAUAUAUCAUAAACCUCAUAAACUUAUUCCACUUUAAAUCUGAAAAUUUGUAAUCAUAAGUUCCGCCAAAAAAUGCGCGAGAACUCACUUAGCAUGAGCAUGAGGCCAUCUGAGUACAGUACUGGUGGUGCAUGGGGAAAGCUCCUUCAUAAGCAAACAAGUAAGGAAUGGAAGUGACAUCAAGCAAAGCGGAAAUGUGCGGGUUUUAUUUCCUUGCCCUCAUACACGCAGAUUUUCAAACUUACAAACUUCAGCUUCAACAUAUUGCUUCAUAUCAUAUUGCUGAAAGGGCCCUAUAAGGUGUUUUCGCAUCGCUCGAAUUGUCGCACUCUUUCAAAAGUGGGGAAGGAGCUUAACCGUUUUGAAAACUCAGGCUAACAUGUAAGGUGUGAACCUUCUUAGCUGUGCUAGAGGUGGUCUAGUGCCUGAAAGUGACAGAAAGAGACAUAAGUAGCUUUUUUUAUUAUGUUGAAAAAAUGCUCGGCACAUUUAUUUUGGAUGCCAUGGCGGAGGUGGGGUGUGACUAAGUCAGUGUUUUCAUUACCAUAUAAAAGUAUCAGCUAAGCCUGAGUGUAACCUCUUUGUUUACGGGAUCUUUCAGUCGACCAUUGUAUUGUUGUGAACAUUUGUUCGAAGGCAAAUUAUGUAAUUGCCUCUGAAAGUAAAGCUUCGGAUCGGCUCAAAUGAGUAGAACGUUUCUUCAGCUAAUGAACUGCAGCAGCAAUGGAGUAAUCUAAAACCUUUGGUGAGAAGGAGCUCUCCAGCCGUCUGCGUUAGGGGCUCAGGCACAAUACAUGACAAUGCUUAAAGAAGGCUCACUCUGCACAUCUUGACGGGGAUAUCGUGAGCUGCUCCACAACUUUUGGUGGGGCUUGAUGAUUAUCCCUCACGGGUAUCAGUAUCUUUUGCACUUGACCAAAAGGGUAAGAGAGCUCGCUUAAUUAAAAAACUUUAAACUUCUUACACAAUAUCUUCAACGUAGUCGCUGCAAUUUAGAUUGCAUUGCUAAUGCGAUACACGUUUCUUGUGUAGCACUCCAUUGAAAUUUCACUCCAUUCGUCUUGGGCUGCUUUAUCCGGACGGGACAGUAAAUGCAUAGUUUUCUCAUCAGACCUAAAAUCACAAGGCACCUGAUGAAAGCUGUACACACUCAAUUUCCUAAGCGCGUUCCUAUCCCCGCCCGUGUUAUUGCCAAUUCAGCUGCUCUAAUAAAAAGCUGCAAAUCCAAACUGUUAGAAUGUUUAGCAAUUAUCAUGGCUGU